Messenger RNA from Rubroshorea leprosula, 2047 nucleotides. The record is from the annotation of a GenBank genome assembly. Lineage: Eukaryota; Viridiplantae; Streptophyta; Magnoliopsida; Malvales; Dipterocarpaceae.
GUGUUAAUUAUUUAUGAUGAUUCAAUUGUUGACAUGUUUGAACUACUAAUGUAUCAUGGGUAUAUAGAUGUCUACGUUGAACAUGAAUCUGAAAUUGAGAAACAAGUGACAAAAGGUGGGGCCUCUCAUGGGAAUAAUGGUUCAGUAAAUGAUGUUUUAAUGGUUGGUGAGACAGCGACAUGUAAUGUAAAUUUGCAUACAUCUAGGGUUGAUUUGGAAUGGGAAGACGGUUUUGGUUGUGUUAGCCAGGAGAUUCAAACACCAAUUGUAGGACAAAAUACUAGAAAUUGUGCACAAGGAAGAAUCGAAGAAGAUGUGAACAGUGGUGAUGAGUAUAUUGAUGUUCCUUGGUUAACCAACAAUGAGGAUGAGGAAUGGCAAGCAGCAAGGACUCAGUACAAGGAUAGUGUUAAGUUAUAUGGAGAUGAUGCUAAUAUAGAUAGGGCUUUGUUUGAUCCAACUGAAGCAUUUAUUGAUGAUGGCCUCAGUGACUUAAUUGAUUCUAAUGAUGAGGUCAGCUUUGUUACAACUAGUGAUGAUAGUGAGGCAGAGGAAGCAAGAAGAAGGCGAUCACUGCACAAGGUGUUUGAUGACUCCACUGUCAAUCCAAAGUUUGAAGUAGGAAUGAUUUUUUUAAGUAGGAAGCAGUUUAAAGAUGUUGUUCUAGCACGCUCUAUUUAUGUGAAAAGAGAAACAAUGUUGAAGAAAAAUGAUAAAAAAAGAGUUAGGGUUGUAUGUGUAGAUAACAAGUGCAAUUGGGCUUUGUUACUGUCCAUUGAUGGUAGGACAAAAAGCUGGAUGAUAAAAACUUACAAAGAUGAGCAUAAAUGUGGUUUGAGUUGCAAUAACAAGAGGGUUAAAUCAAGAAUUUUAGCCAGACACUUCAUUAAGACAAGGGGCAUUUCAGCCACUACACUUUCCCAAAUCAAUAUCCAAGAAGCAAUUCAUGAGGAACUCCAUCUUGAGAUCACAACGAGUCAAGCUAGAAGGACAAAACUAAUUAUUGUUAGAGAGUUUCAAGGCAACUGUGAGCAAGAAUAUAAGAAAUUAUUUGAUUACAUAUUAGAGCUACUGAAGAAGAAUCCCACUUCUACAUUCAAGAUUGAUGCAAGGAGGCCUACACCAGAUUCUAAACCUGUUUUUGUACGCUUUUAUGGCUGCUUUGCUGCACUGAGAGAAAGGUUUAUAGCUGGUUGUAGACCAAUACUUGGUCUAGAUGGUGCAUUUUUAAAAGGUCCUUGCAAGGUUCAAUUACUGUCUGCAGUUGGAAGGGAUGCAAAUAAUCAAAUGUAUCCAGUUGCUUGGGCCAUUGUGGACAGUGAAAGCAAAUGGACAUGGUUCUUGGAGUUUUUGAAUCAUGAUCUAAAAAUUGGUGAUGGAGAAUAUUAUACUUUUGUAUCGGAUCAACAAAAGGAACACAAGGGUAAGGCAUUGCAAAGAUGGUUUUGGAUCACUACCAAGUCAACAAAUGAAGCUGAAUUUAAGAGGAAUCUCGAGGAGCUUAAUAAAUGGAAGCCUGCUGCUAAAGAUUAUGUGAUGAAGCUGGACCCAAAAUUCUGGUGUAAGGCAUUUUUCGAUACCUAUGCAAGAUGUGAUGUAGUUGACAAUAACAUGACUGAAGCUUUCAAUGGUUUCAUUCUAGAUGCAAGGCAUAAGGGUCCUCUCUCAUUGCUAAAGGAUCUUAAAAGAAAGUGCAGCAAAAGGAACAUUGAAAAGUUGGAGUUUGCUGAGAAAAAAUUCCAAGGUGAUUUUGGUCCAAAGAUUUGGGAGAAGAUUGAAGACCAUAGAGACAAAAUGUCAAGAUGCCAUAUAAAAUCACAAGCAAGAUGGCAUUAUGAAGUACAAGAAUGGCCAUAUUCCUUUCUAGUCAAUCUUCAGGACCAAACUUGUAGUUGUAGAGUUUGGUAGCUCAAUGGUAUUCCCUGUUGACAUGGAAUGCUUGUCAUCCAGCAUAGGCACAAGAACUAUGAAGAUUAUAUGCACCCAUGGUAUAGAAAGCAAGCCUACAUUGACACAUACAAACAUGAAAUAAUUCCUAUUGAUGGAA